Messenger RNA from Zasmidium cellare ATCC 36951, 1524 nucleotides. Its product is annotated as carbohydrate-binding module family 42 protein. The transcript has 2 exons. Bases 1 to 1524 code for a protein of 507 amino acids. Gene Ontology annotation, biological process: arabinan metabolic process; L-arabinose metabolic process; pectin catabolic process. Gene Ontology annotation, molecular function: alpha-L-arabinofuranosidase activity. Lineage: Eukaryota; Fungi; Ascomycota; Dothideomycetes; Mycosphaerellales; Mycosphaerellaceae. The record is from RefSeq and is a predicted model, not a curated record.
AUGUUCUCGCAGUCGUCAAGCCUUCUGGGCACUUCAGGCCUCAUCGCCGCCCUAGCCUCUGUCACUUCUGCUGGGGUUUGUGAUCUCUACGCCCAGGGCAACACUCCAUGCGUUGCUGCUCACAGUACUACACGGUGUUUGUACGACUCCUGCAAAGGGCCACUCUACCAAGUGAAGCGAGGAUCCGACAACUCGACAGUUGAUGUCAGCCCUCUGUCACAAGGAGGCAUUGCCAAUGCCGCGACACAAGACAACUUCUGCCAGAAGACGACCUGCUUGAUUUCGAUUAUUUACGAUCAGUCUGGACGCAACAACCACCUUACGCAAGCACCCCCAGGCGGUGCUGCCUCAGGGCCAGCUGAUGGCGGCAAAGACGACCUUGUCCUUGCCACUGGAGCGCCCGUGACGGUGAACGGAACCAAGGCUUACGGAGUUUUCAUCCAGCCUGAUUCUGGAUACCGAAUUGACGUCAGCAAUGGUGUCGCGAAGAACGACGAUCCAGAGGGCAUGUACGCAGUCUUUGACGGCACUCACUUCAACAACCACUGCUGCUUCGACUACGGAAAUGCUGAACCCAGCAACAACGACACUGGAAAUGGACACAUGGAGGCCAUAUAUUUCGGUACCGGUGACAGCAGCGGACGUGGCACUGGCGCAGGGAACGGACCGUGGAUCAUGGCGGACUUGGAGAAUGGCCUCUUCUCUGGAGCCGAUCCUGUCAACAACCAGAAUGACCCCUCCAUCAACUACCGCUUCGUGACUGCCAUCAUCAAGGGCCGACAAAACCAGUGGGCUAUCAAGGGUGGCGAUGCCACCAACGGCGGCCUCUCCACCUACUACAAUGGCUCCCGUCCAAACGCCAACGGCUACAACCCAAUGCACAAGGAAGGCUCCAUCGUUCUAGGCGUGGGAGGCGAUAACAGCAACAACGCUCAGGGCACGUUCUACGAGGGUGUGAUGACCACGGGAUACCCAUCAGACUCCACCGAGAGCAAAGUGCAGGCCAACAUCGUGGCGGCCAAGUACGCAACCACGUCGCUGACUUCCGGACCCGCAGUCAACGUCGGCUCCGCCAUCUCCUUCCGCGUGACGACGCCCGGCUACACGACGCGCUACCUCCAGCAAAGCGGCAACGUCGUCAACACCGCCGUCGUGUCCUCCUCCUCCAGCAGCGACGCCAAGAAGCAGGCCAGCUGGAACGUCCGCACGGGUCUCGGCAACAGCCAGUGCGUGUCGUUCGAAUCCAGGUACCAGCCGGGUAGCUACAUCCGCCAUUCCAGCAGCCGACUCAUGGUCUCGUCGGACGAUGGCUCCAAGCUUAUGCACGAGGACGCUACAUUCUGCCCUCUCGCUGGUCUGAACGGCCAGGGCAACUCGAUCCGCUCGUGGAGUUAUCCUACCCGAUGGUUCCGUCACUACAAUGCCAUGGGCUAUAUCGCGGCCAAUGGUGGGCCGAAUGCGUUCGAUACCACGGCCAACUACAAUGAUGAUGUUAGCUUUGUCGUUGGGAAUAGCUUUGCUUAG